AUUCGACUACUGGUUCAGCAUAAGGCUGAUCUGUUUUCGAAACGAGCAUCAAGGUCGAGUGCGCGAUAUUUGCUUUGCGAAGACGAUCCUCUUCUCGGUCAUCUCUCCAAUUUAAUUCGCACAUUGACCCGUGGCCUAAUAAUCAGUGUAGCUGGAUCCGAUGAAGAUGGUCCCAUCCUACGAUUCAACCGUGCUUUGGCCUAUUUCAUCUACGACCUCAUUCCCCUAGUUCCUCCGAUGUUUAUUCUCACGGAGGUUUGGCAGUAUUGCAACUCGAUUGACAGUCAUCUGCAAUUUCUCGUAUCCAUGGCUACGUUGCGUUCAGAUGCAGCGGAGUUGGAGACUAUCCUCAGUUGCAAACUGGAUCUAUUAAAAAUUAUAUCUAGCCACGAGGACUAUCUUUUGUGGAACGGACUAGCUUUCCCUGAGCUCAAAAUUCGCCUGGGGUCAAUUCGUGUGGCAGAGGGAGUUCUUGUUUGUUGUUCAGAGGCGGCCAAACCACGAAGCCUGUAUUUGGCGAGCGCGGAAAACAUCACAAACAAAGUAGCCUGUCCAAUUUUCAAUCUUGUUUCCCUGCUAAUCACUGGCACCAUUGACGUGUGUAUGAACACCGAGGAAUUGCACACCAGAAUUGGCGAGCAUAAAAGAAGGAUAAACAAACCACCAAGGAAUGCAGAAGAAUACCAAACGCUGGCCAAAGACUCAGUGAUGAUGAUGCAUCCCUUAGACACGGGACAUAGAAUAGAUCUGGAGAAUGUGCAAGUUUUAAGACGGGGACUGCGAUUCACACCACAGCGGCUGAUAGCUGAGGUGGUGGAUAUUACUAGACAUCAAGGUGUGAAUAGAAUCGAGAGUGUGGAACUGGCGAUUGUAUUGAAAGCUGUCUUAGAUAACCUACCUAAAGUGCAACAGAUGGCAGUCACGUUGUUGUGUGAUCUGUUUGGGCUACACGAAGUAGACCCCCGAAUUUCUGAUCAACCGGAUGCUCGGCUAACAAGUCCAAGAAAACCGAUGCUGUGUUCGCUGUCAGAGGUUGCCACCCUCUAUUUGGAUGUGUUGGACCUCGUUGAUCAGUGGAUGGAAAGACUUAUCAUGACGUGGUCCUUUUUCGAGAUGGAACGUCCUUCAACUGUGAGUGCCGCACGACGUGCAAGCAGCACACCGAUGUUGGACAUCGGAUCCGAAAAAGAUGAUUCGAUGUCUGCUGAAAGUAGCUUCCUUAAAUCUGUGGUGCAUCGGAAGAAAAAGGACACCAUAUUUGGGGAGCGCUUCCAAUGGCCAGCGAGCAGACGUUCGAUGAUGCCCAAAAAGCCAUCGGAUUUGUCACGCUUAUCUGAAGCAAAGAAUGACUUGCCCAGUAUGAUGCUUGAAAUGAACACUUUCAAAAAAUGGCUACUAGCAUCCUUAUGGGUGUUGCGUUACUCGGAAAACUCGCUGUUUGUCCGGUGGAUAUCCGAUUUGGCACCGGACUCUCGGAACCGGCUCAUCACCAUCCUCUUCCUGGCACUAAGCACUUUCAGAAACAGAACGAACGCCAUUCCUUGUGAUACGCAGCUGGAACUCCCUGCACAUCAACGUUUGAAACCACCUGGCCAACAACACCACGGAAAACAACGCGACUUUACUGUCCGGAAGGUCCGUGGUUCGAACCCGACAUCUGCUUCUCGACUUCCCGUAUCUAGGCUCGGACAACCUGGCAAUAUCCAAGCCCUCUUGCUUCCUUCCAGUGGCAUGUUAGCUAGGCACCGGAAGGGUGUUACAGCUGAACGUUAUACUCAGAUUGGAUCAAUUUCACUUUUACUCAGACAGUCAGGCAACAAACGAUCUAUGCGGGUGCGCAGUCGAGACCCGUCUACGUGGUCGGUAUUCGGUAAUGCUCGCCUCUCGCAUUCGCCUUCUGACAGUGCACUGCUGAGCGGUUCCCACUCACAUGACCUACCGUCAAUGCAGAUCGAUCUUACCGAAGGACCACCUCCUGAACAGAAGAACGAACCAUCUGUUCCAUCGUGGUUGGUGGGCGAGGUGACACUUGCCGUAACGGCAAUACUAGAUCACAUUAUAUCGGGUCUUUGGGAUAUGGACGCUGACUGUGGUCAGCCGGGCAUUUCUCUGCUUCACACAACAAGUUCUACUUUUGACGGCGUCAUUCCCUACCGUCGGAAGAAGGGCAACGUGGGCACAGCCUCACUACUGGACACCCUGUUACGCGUCCUGUUAUAUGGCUUGAGUUUGGAACAAAGCGAUUUGGCUUCAAGCCGUCUGUUGUCCAGCUUGAGCUUUGUGAUUGGAAAAUUCCCAUGCUUCGUGUUUGAAGACAGUCCCGAACUACUGGCUACCGCUAUGUACCACUUGCUUACGUUGUGUGCGAUGGAUCGGACAGAGUUGCGUAUCGAGGCCGUCAACAUGUUGUACAACCUGUUGAGGAGCUAUUUCCUUCUAACGAAGCAAAUUCCAUUCGUUGAACGCCAUCGCCAACUGCAAUUCUCACUGACAGAUCUAUUGAACCAGGCACAGAACGAUCCGCAGUUUUUCGCCGAUCACGGAUCUAGCCAGUCGACAAACCAAGCAACUGACCUGCUUUUUACUGAUCUCCCAAACGGCAGCCCUACCAGUCUUGUUGCCAACCCCGUCUUUCAAGCCGCCUACGAUGCAUCUGCUCUGAGUUUUCCGGACAAAAUUUUCCGACUGGUACAAGAUUUACGGAUGUUGUCCGAGAAAUCACUGCUACUCUACUCGAAUUUAAAUGCUCAACAUAGUGCGAUUGAGGGCAUUUCCGAACGACUUUUCCCUGUCAUCGACGUUCUAUUUGCAAUAGCUGAGAGGUGCCGUGCCUUGCCGGAACUCCGUGUUUUCUGGUUGAUACAGAUGGCUGAGCAGCAUUAUGGGAUGUCAGGGUUCGAUGAAGCUGCCCAAUGUCUGACUCACGCUGCUGCGAUCAUUGCGGAACACUUGGUCAAUCGGAACCAGCUCCCAGACGGUUUCCCCACAUUUGGAUGUGCUGAUAUUUCGGAAGCUGUUGAGAACGUAAACGUUCUGGAGGAAAGUUGUGUCUGUGGUCCACUUGGGAGUGGCGUGAUUGAGCCUUGCUGCCCUUCGCCUGCUUGGGUCCCUGAGCUUGUCGGUCCGGUAAACACGUUGGACACAUCUUGGUACUUUUCUCCCGCAGGCUGGGCAGGCCUUGUUACCUGGGCAGCAGAGUCAUUUGCCAAAGCAGGACGUCAUGAGCUGGUUCCACGACUAUAUGCCAAACUAGUUCCUGUGCUGGAAGCCCUCAAUCAGUACUCGCAGUUAAAUGUGAUUCAUGGAAAAAUCAAAGAGGCGUACACCACACUUGAGCAACACCAGCGGAAAAGACGUCUCUUCAGUUCCUAUUUCCGUAUUGGAUUUUACGGUGCGCUGUUCGGUACUAACGAUGGAACCGAGUACAUUUAUAGGGAACCCCCGUUAACCAAGUUACCGGACAUUACUUUGCGAAUCAGAGACUACUAUGCCAAAAAGUUUGGUGAGGAGCAGGUGGUUGUGUUAAAGGACGCAAACGUUGUUGAUACCAGUACACUGGAUCCAGACAAAGUGUAUUUACAAAUUACCUAUGUGGAACCCCACUUUGAUGAACACGAACUUCGCCAGAGAUCCACAGAAGCACAGCGCAACUACAUGCUGAAGCGUUUCGUCUACUCAAUGCCAUUCACACCUCGGAAGGGAGUGGCCCAUGGUUCGCUUGCAGAACAGUACCAGCGUAAAGUCAUCCUUACCACAGAACGCAAUUUUCCUUAUGUGAAAUCUCGCCUGACCGUUGUCGCUUGUGAACAUCGGAUUCUAUCGCCAAUCGAAGUUGCCCAUCUGGAUGUGAUUCGCCGCGUGCAACAGCUCGAGGAAGCGUUGAAUUCCAACCCGAUUGAUAUAAAAUUCCUCCAGAUGAUUCUGCAGGGAUGUGUGGGCGCCGCAGUGAAUCAAGGACCAGUGGAGGUCGCCACAACGUUUUUAUCAGAGAAGGAAACAGACCCUGCGGAGCCGUUUGAGCUACCACAGUCGUCCACCAUACUCACGCACCAGGCUUAUAUCGAUGCACAGGAGAGUUUGCGGUUGUCUUUCCGACGGAUGUUGGACAACUCCUAUCGUGCUCUAUGUAUAAAUCGUGAACUAAUUGGACCGGAUCAAGUGGAAUAUCAGCAAGCAUUGGAAGAACAGUAUGAGAACGUAAAACGAAAAAUGGCUCAUUUAAUUCGUCUUCCAGUUGAAACUGAGACGGCAGCGCCGGAGCCAGCACAACCGGAUGUGCCGGACACAAAUGUGGUCGAUGAAGCAGACCAACCUACCGAAUAAGCACAGGUAGUUGGCGGCAAUUGGGCUUCUUGAAGCGCUCGUUCAAUUUUGCUGCAAUCCUACGUGUACACAUAAUAACGCCCAUCAAUUUUCACGAAAGCAGCCGAUUUCUUUCGUUUAUUUUUUCUGCAUUUGUCCUCUUAGCACAUGUCUUUUUCCUGCUCACCUGCUUGAUGCUGUGACUUUCACAUUUUGCACCAGUUUUCUAUAUAUUUCCUAUUUUUUCUACCAUGCA
Messenger RNA from Opisthorchis viverrini, 4558 nucleotides. RefSeq lists its product as hypothetical. The transcript is spliced from 19 exons. Gene Ontology annotation, molecular function: guanyl-nucleotide exchange factor activity. The annotation marks the transcript as partial. NCBI's taxonomy places the organism in Eukaryota, Metazoa, Platyhelminthes, Trematoda, Opisthorchiida, Opisthorchiidae. The record is from RefSeq and is a predicted model, not a curated record. Gene Ontology annotation, biological process: positive regulation of GTPase activity; small GTPase-mediated signal transduction.